Messenger RNA from Ixodes scapularis (black-legged tick), 2322 nucleotides. Its product is annotated as zinc finger matrin-type protein 2. Gene Ontology annotation, cellular component: spliceosomal complex; U4/U6 x U5 tri-snRNP complex. Gene Ontology annotation, biological process: mRNA splicing, via spliceosome. NCBI's taxonomy places the organism in Eukaryota, Metazoa, Arthropoda, Arachnida, Ixodida, Ixodidae. The transcript is spliced from 6 exons. The coding region runs from base 154 to 750 and encodes 198 amino acids. The record is from RefSeq and is a predicted model, not a curated record. Gene Ontology annotation, molecular function: zinc ion binding; nucleic acid binding.
GUGUUCUGUCAGCGGUGGUGUUUAGUUGGCGUAGCAUAUAUCGUCAUUUCGCAGAUUUUCGGCUCUUUCGAAGCUACCAAUCCGACAACUAGGUAGUUCCUGUCGUUCCUGUGCUUGAAUCAAGACGCAGAAAUACUCGCACAAACACACGAAAUGGCAUCUUUACCGAGACCGCAAGACCACCGGCGAAAAUGGGACCGAGAGGAGUACGAGAAGCUCGCCGAAGAGCGACUGCGUCUCGAGGACGACGACGACGACCUGGGCUCCGAGGCGUCGGUCCCCGUCAAACGGGACAUGCUCAAACCGCGAGACUACAAGGUCGACUUAGACUCCAAACUGGGCAAGACCUGUGUCAUCACGAAGACUACGCCUGCCUCACAAGCUGGAGGGUAUUACUGCAACGUAUGUGACUGCGUCGUCAAAGACUCCAUCAAUUUCCUCGACCACAUCAAUGGAAAGAAACAUCAGCGCAAUCUGGGCAUGUCAAUGCGUGUCGAGCGUUCGUCUCUCGACCAAGUGAAGCAGCGGUUUGAGCUGAACAAGAAGAAGCUGGAGGAGAAGAAGAAGGACUAUGACUUUGAGCAGCGCAUGCAAGAGCUCAGGGAGGAGGAGGAGAAGCUUCGUGAGUACCGCCGGGAAAAGCGCAAAGAGCGCAAGCGGAAGAACCAGGAUCCACUGGAUGGCGUGGAAGUUGACCAAGACAUGGCCAGCAUGAUGGGCUUCUCCGGCUUCGGAUCUUCCAAGAAGUGAUCCACCGUCUCACUUCACCUGUACAUAGGUCCAAAGAAUGAAGAGGGUAAACAUGCCACAAUGAAUUGCAGAAAGGCGUUUGUUUGACAUGAUGAGAUACCAUAGUGGACAGUUUAGGUAGCUCCAUAGAUGUCCACUUGGAUGUCAGAGCUGCUUAGUUAUCGAUGUUUGCUUGGAUGUACACAGUGCAGCAGUGUUAGUGGAAACAUGCGAUCAUCGACAGUCUUUACUGUUUUUGUCUCUAAAUUGAAUGGCUGAGAUGAACACUCCUAGUGUGGAAAAUCCUUAUAUAAGGCAUCAAACUAAGCGGUAAAGUUUAAUGCCUAUUCAAUACUGUGUCCGACUGAAAUGCAGAAAAGCGCCAACGUUGUGUUUGUGCUAACAAUGUCUCGUGGUGUACAGCUGGUGUGUGUGCGUGCGUGCGUGUGUGUGUGUGUGUGUUUUUUAUAGAUGCAGUAAUGUUAAGGUUGUGCUUUUUUGCAAAGAGUCAUUCUAAAGCCUGAAAAUGUGCUUACACAAUAUUUUAAAUGUGUUGGGUUAGCCCCAGUAGAUUGCAAGAUCCACACAUAAAAAUUCAACUUCACCUCAAUGGUUUGCAUAGGUGUGGGCCAUGGAAGCUCAUAUAGGGUUGGGGUUGCAACAUUUAUAUUUAGUGGCACAUCUGUUUUUCUGAAGCUUUGCUUCUUUCAUAACUUUCAUUCUCCACCACACCCAACGUUACGAGAACAACUAGGUUGGGAAACUCUCAUAGUUUGAAAAAGUGACUCUGAUUCAUACUCAAGAAUUGAACUAAAGGCUAUCGCAACGCCGCCAUUUCUCCUGCAGCGGCCACUCUGGGAGCUGCACAGCUGCACGUGUCAGUUGAGGUGGAGUCGUGCAAGGGCCGGUGGCGCCAUCUCGCAGUGCUAUUUCACAAUACCUAUAGAAUUUUACUUUCAUGAUGAAACACUCAGUUUGAAAACUCGCCCUCGUCAAUUUUCAUGUUUCGACUCGUCGCUAAAGGGUGGCGCUGUUAUCGUAUUUAGUUUGGUCUCGGUGGAUGCGAGCAGUCUGGGUUUCAAGGGCGAGUUUCCGCACUGAGUGUUUCAGCAACGUUGCCCACACCCAAACUGUGGUAAAUAAAGUAUUUAUUUAAGCACUCUAUCUAGACUGCCCUAGCGUUUUUGCCUGUCUUGGUAGUGGUAACAUUGUGGCUUUUCUUGUUUUUGAUUGUGGCAUCAGUUUCCCUCUUAUAUGCGGAGAGCAAGUCAUCUGCUUCUUGCACAGGAGUUGCGGUGACAGCAGAACGACGCCGAGCUCUCAUUGGCUGACUGGAAAAGAAUAGAGCAUAGAUCUCAGUGCUAGAUGCUUUGAGGUCUACCCACUAUUUUUAAAAUCAGUCAAGAGCUCGGCGUCGUUCUGACGUCACCGCAACUCUUGCGCAAGAAGCAGACGACUUGCUCUCCGGAUUGGACAUUGCCUUCUGUGCCUGUUGCUGGAUGUAUUUUUAACAUUGUACAUUAUCAUACAUUUACUUCGAGUGUGCAAUGCGUCAGCUGAUCCCUUUUGGAAUAAAGUCAUCCUUGAAUAGAA